Messenger RNA from Durusdinium trenchii, 1461 nucleotides. NCBI's taxonomy places the organism in Eukaryota, Dinophyceae, Suessiales, Symbiodiniaceae. The record is from the annotation of a GenBank genome assembly.
AUGAGCAGGCCUGACUUCACUGCAGCCCAGCUGGAUUACAAGCAGCUUCAGAAUGCAGACCGACAAGCAAAGGUGGAUUUUUUCGAACUCCUCUUGGCCAAAGCCGGCCAUGCAAUCAAAGCAGCUGGAUGGUCUGAGAAGGUGCAACCUUUGAAAGUGAGCGCAUCAGACAUCCUUGCUGGCAAGAACACAGUGGAAAGCAACCGCCUGUUGCAGCUCCUUUGCUACCUGGGACUUAGGAAGAAGGUGCAGAAUGUUGGCAGCCUCCUUGAUGUUGAGGACCAAUGGGUGACCAAAUUCACUGCAUCAUGGAGUGAGAACGGUGCCGAGUGGGUGCCCUUCACAGCUCUGAAUGAAAGCAAGCCAUUCGUUUUUGAGGGUUGCAGUGAUGCAGAGGCGAUGCGCUUUGUGUCAUUGGGCGUGGCACAAGCAACGCGCGCCAUACGCCACUUGCGGGUACACCCGGUGGAAUGGCAGAAUCAUCCUGGCAUGCGCCUGGAGGUGUUUGGUUGGACGGAUGGCAAGCUGAAGGUCGAUACUCCAAUUCCGAAAUCCUUACGGGAUAAAGCUUGCCGCCUGGAUGUUGUGCGCAGAAGUGGAGAGCUGUUGCAGCGAGGCUUGGCCCUGGCGAGCACUGCGGCCCACGAGCGUUGGCGCGAGAUGCAAAAAGCAGAGGAGGAGAAGAACCAGCAAGCUCUGGCCGAGAGGAAUCAGGUCGAGCAGCAGCUGCAGGACACGUUGUCACAAAUGGAAGAGCUUCGAAAGGCGAAUCAUCUUCUCCAAGAGCAGGCAGCGGAGAGAGAGCAGGAACUUGCAGAUGCCGAAGCAGAAAGGCUCCGUUUGGGAGUGGAGCUCGACAGUUCCAGAGCCCAAAUCGAAGCAUUGGAGGAGAAGUUGGCCCAAACAGCGGAUGAAGUUCUUCAAGAGCAGGAGAAGGUCAAGGAGGGGGACUCGAAGUUUGACGAACUCAAGGCUCUGAACGAGGACCUACAGCAGCAGAUGGGUGUUUUGACGGAAGAGCGAGAUAUUGCCCGUGCGCAAGAAGUCGAGCUCUUUGACACCUUGGCAGCCAAGGAAGAGGACCUGACAAACACCAAUGAAGGUUAUGUCUAUCUAACUGAUCAGCUCAACGAAAGGACUGAGAUGUAUGAAGAAAAGGUCGAUGAUUGCGAACGCAUCAUUGAGAACUUAACGGAGCAAAACAAGAAACUCUUGGACGAGAGCUUGAAGCUCAGGCAAGAUCUCGGAGAGGCGAGACGCAAGCUCGCCGAGGCGGAAAAGGCGGUGCAGCGAGCAGAGCAAGGGUUGCCAGUGACUUUCCGUGUGGCCAAAGAUUCGCAUGAGGAGGAAUUCGCUCCCCCGCCAGACACCCAUGCUCGAGGUGCUAUGGUGACUCCAACCGACAUAGGUCUUGAGGAGUCUCCGAGCAAGGUGUACCAAGAGGACUUCGAAGACGAGUAG